Molecule: messenger RNA, 2110 nt
Organism: Durotheca rogersii
Lineage: Eukaryota; Fungi; Ascomycota; Sordariomycetes; Xylariales; Xylariaceae
Exons: 7
Coding region: 255-2054 (599 amino acids)
Source: RefSeq, a predicted model, not a curated record
GCCACGUCGUGAGGCGUUCAUGCAGGUAAGACGUUGCUCUCACGACGCCUUACCAUCCGCAUUCGUGCCUAACCAUAUGGACUAGAAAGUAUGCCUUGGCUGUGUACGAUACUCGGAUCAUAUUUUUACUACCUACUUACCCAAGAAUCCUUUUGCCUUUCUUAUUGAUCGUCAUCUUUUUGGCUUACCAGAGAACCGAAUUACACCGCACGCUAUGAGUAUCCGAUAGAGUUCUCGAGCAACCUCAAGUAAAGAUGUCGGGACCGGAUCCGGAUAGGUUUCAGCGAGCGCUCGAUCGCUUUAGAGCGAACCUUUCCCCAAGUAUGAUUAAUGAAUUCUCUAACUGCACUCUUCGAGAUGUCAGAGACUUCUGCGACAAUAUUCAGCGUACUCAGGGACGAGAAGGAAAGCUUCGAUACAUGGGACGGCUUAAAGCCUUCAUCGAAGCCAUGGAAGAGUUCGGUAAAGUAAUUGAAGUAUAUUUGAAUGCAACUACUAUUCUAUGCUUCGUUUGGGGGCCGAUGAAAUUCCUCCUCGGUAUCGCGAAGACCUACGUGGAUUCUUUCGAUAAGCUGCUGGACGUAUAUGCCGAAGUAGGAAGAGCCAUUCCUGGUUUUCUGCAUUACCAGGCAGCUUUUGAAAAACACCCUCCUCUAGCCACUGUCCUCGAGGACUACUAUUCAGACAUCUUAGCCUUCCACCAAGCGGCUCUAUCCGUCUUCAAGCGGUCCGCAUGGAAGCAUAUAUUCCAUUCUACCUGGAAAACCUUCAACACUAAAUUUGGGCCCAUUCUCCACAGCCUGUCGAAACGACGCGAACUGCUCGAAAGUGAAAAGUCGUCGGCAGCCCUUCUCGGGAUCGAACGAUUGCGCCAGGAUUUCUCGGAUGCGUGUAAAAAGCAUGCACGUCAAAUAGCUCAAGUGGCCGACGAAAGGCAUAGACAGAGGGUAUCUCACAUCUGUGAAAGGCUGAUGCCUCCGAAUUAUCAGAUUGAUCAAGAAAUGUCUACGGAGGAUAGACAGGGGCAAAACUCGGGGAUGUGGAUAUUUCAAGAUCCUAGUUUUCGCGCUUGGUUCAGCAACGAUAACGAUAUUGUUAGACACGGCGUCUUAUAUGUGAACGGAAUACCCGGUGCCGGCAAAACAACUCUGAUGUCUGCCGUCGUCGCGAGACUCUUGGAUUGCGUCCGUCCUAAGGAAAACGCCUCCGUGGUCGCUUACUUUUACUUCAAGCAAAAACAACCAGACAAAGAGUCACACAAUGGUCUUCUUCGAGCAAUUUUGGCACAGCUUAUCGAUCGGGAUCCCACCAUAGCCGACCACUUGAACGAGAAAACAUCGUCCAUUGAAGGAACCAACCUCCGGGCUACCGGGACACUCGAGAAGUUGGUUAAGACUGCUCUCGAAAAUUUCCAAAUCACCUACAUCGUGCUUGAUGGCCUGGAUGAGUGCGCUCCAAACGAAGCUGAAAAGUCCGUCAGAUGGUUCCUGUCCCUUAUUAAUGGGGGGUUGCAGGAGACCGGUGUAGCAUUGCGCGUCUUGUUCUGCGGCCAACGAGACGGUACUCUAGACACGCUACUCGCAGACCAACCUUCCAUCUCGUUGGAGAAGUCUGGCCACGUUAAGGACAUCCUUCAAUAUUGCCGGGACUUUUGCCGGAAAAUACGAGAAAAGUUCGACAUUUCGUUGGAAAUGGAAAAUGAUAUCAUCCAGCGUGUUACGAACGAAGCACAGGGCAUGUUUCUGUACGCGCGAGUGGUGCUGGAAAAUCUGCUCAAUCAAACACAACUCUACCGCCUACGACAAGAGAUGGAGCCGGGUACCUUCCCUCAAGGAAUCGAUAAGGCAUACGAAAGGGUAGCUGUGCGGAUCUUUCAACAGUCAUCCGAGGCUGAACAGGAGGAUGCCAAGAGAAUGUUGGGAUGGAUUACUUGUGCCAGGCGGCUCCUCCGAUGGCGCGAGAUCCAGUCCCUCUUCUGCAUCGAUCCAGUCGAGGGGGUUGUUGACUACGAGGGACGAAGGCUCAGGGUCACUAUGACAAGGGGAUAUGCUUAGAAUAGGUUUAAUUCAACUAAUAAUUCUAUAGGGGGUCUCUUAGGUCCUUAUCCUCG